UUUAAUUACCGGAUCAUUUAUUUUAUGGCUGAUUUCUUAUUUAUGCUGUAUUUUUUAGUUGGAGUUUCAUUUAUUUAUUUAUUUAUGUUUCAAGAGAAUAUAUAUUGUCCUGGGGUGGGGGAUUUUGAGCUAUAUAGUCAUGAAAUGGACUAAUUUUUUACCACAAAAAUCUAGAUCUUUUUGGGAGGUUGGUGAAUAGGGUGUACACUGGAAAGAGCAAUUUAAAGGGCAUAUAGGGAUGCAGAAGAGUGGAACGAACCGUCAGAUUUCGUCGAUUGGGUCUAUGCCUUGGUGGGUUGCUGCUGGAUCACAAGAUGAAAUGAAUUCAUCGAAUCUCAAUCAAAUCGAUUGGAUUGGUGAGCACCAAAAAUCGGAGCACAUAAUGAAUGGAGCAUCUGAGAAAGAAAAACAAGGGGUCUUCCAUUUUUCCUUUUCUGCUGAGGAUAACAAGAACUCUAUAAAAGAAAACAAUGGCCGUGAUCAUCAAAUCAACAGUUUCCAGCAGUUCCCUCUUCCCCAACAGAAGAAUUAUGUUGAGCUUGGACUUGGUCAGCCAAUGGUGUAUGCAAAUCAUCCUCUUGAUCAAUGUCAUGGAUUAUAUGCAGUUUAUGGGACUCAGCCAGCGGGGCGAGCUAUGCUUCCAUUUAGUGUGGCAACUGAAGAUGGGCCUAUUUAUGUAAACCCUAAACAGUAUCAUGGGAUUAUGCGUCGCCGAAAAAUGAGAGCAAAGGAAGGGUUGAAAAACAGGUCAACUAAGGAUAAGCCAUAUGUUCAUGAAUCUCGGCACCGCCAUGCAUGCCGUCGAGCAAGGGGUGCUGGUGGACGCUUCCUCAACACCAAGAAUCUUGAGAAUGAGAAGAAUAAACAGGAAACAAAAAAGACAUCUGAGCAACUGACCUUUCUUUCUUCGCACUCAUCAGGCUCUGAAGUCCUUCAGUCUGAAGGUGGAAAUCUGAACUCCUCAAAGGAAGUUUCUGAUUGCAAAAGUCCAAACUUUUCUGGCUCUGAAGUGACUAGCAUGUAUUACAGCAAAGAUUUUGAUUGCUUUGGAAUCAAUCCUGGCCGUCCUUUUGCUUUCCACCCUUUACAAAAUAUGGAAGGAAAUCGGCAGGGCAGUAACUGGGUUACAGCAGUUGAUGGCUGCUGCAACCUUUUUAAAGUAUAAGAGAGGAAAGGGACAUAAAAAAGGAUGGUUGCUUUAAUCGUGGAAUGUUUCUGGAUUAGCGAUCACCUUGUCCCUUUAGCCGCUACAAAGGAGUUUUGGUUGCAAAUUAUGUAUGAAGCUCCGCUAAGUGGUCAUUUUCUCUCUUUCUCUCUUCCAUUUGGUUGUGUUAUCGAAUGGCAAGUCAUCCUUUGGCUAUGAGGUUUUCAUUGUUGCUCGAUUCGAACUCUAAAGCUGCAUGGCUUCAGAGCGGUCGAGUAACAAGAGGCCUCUCUGUAUCAUAUUAAAAAAUUAUAAUCCUAAGGGGUUUAUUUACUUCAGUUUUUGAUAUUGCUUUGUUGUUGAAGUCUUAGACUCAUGACAUUGGGUUUGCUUUCUUAGCUAAACUUUGAAAGUCUACUCGUGCUAUUUGUGUGGCUGGAUUGUUAUGUGUAUAUGCUACUUUAAAUUUGUAAUAUAACUUCAAACUUUUGUUUUUUCCCUGUCAAAUGAGUUCUCUCCUGUA
This is a messenger RNA of Chenopodium quinoa (quinoa), 1667 nucleotides long. Its product is annotated as nuclear transcription factor Y subunit A-10-like. The transcript is spliced from 6 exons. Gene Ontology annotation, molecular function: RNA polymerase II cis-regulatory region sequence-specific DNA binding; DNA-binding transcription factor activity, RNA polymerase II-specific. Lineage: Eukaryota; Viridiplantae; Streptophyta; Magnoliopsida; Caryophyllales; Amaranthaceae. Bases 239 to 1165 code for a protein of 308 amino acids. Gene Ontology annotation, biological process: regulation of transcription by RNA polymerase II. The record is from RefSeq and is a predicted model, not a curated record.